This is a messenger RNA of Capsicum annuum, 2513 nucleotides long. Its product is annotated as cellulose synthase-like protein G2. Bases 233 to 2398 code for a protein of 721 amino acids. The record is from RefSeq and is a predicted model, not a curated record. Gene Ontology annotation, cellular component: trans-Golgi network; plasma membrane. The transcript has 6 exons. Gene Ontology annotation, biological process: cellulose biosynthetic process; plant-type primary cell wall biogenesis. NCBI's taxonomy places the organism in Eukaryota, Viridiplantae, Streptophyta, Magnoliopsida, Solanales, Solanaceae. Gene Ontology annotation, molecular function: mannan synthase activity; cellulose synthase (UDP-forming) activity.
CCUGCAAUAGCAGAUCAAGUUAGGUGAUAGUGUAGAAUUUUUUAUGCACUGACGAUGGACAGAAGUGUAGAAGUUAAACACGCUGCUUAAGCCCUCCCUUAUAAAUGGUUGUCUGCUAGCUUUGUGGACUGCGAGUACAAUUAGCCUGCCCGGAUUAGGGGAUGCUGUUUUUCUAAUUUCUUAUGUUUUUCUUCUAAUUAUAGAGUGAAGUUGUAUAUUUUCUCCAAACAAAAUGGAAGAAUCAUCUCUUCACUCUUUGAAGAUAAUGCACGGACGCAAAUUUUUCAACCGUGCAUUUGCAGUUAUAUAUGCAUUUGCUAUUAUAGUCUUGUUCUACUACCAUGUGCUCACAUUAACCAGAGCUCCCCUAUCAAUUGUCAUGUUUAUAUCUGAUUUUAUUCUAGCAUUAUUGUGGUUCACAUCACAAUCAUUCUUCAUGAAUCCAAUUUCUCGUCAACAGUUCCCCAAAAAUCUCGAGAUAUUGGUUGACAAGAAGGAUUUUCCAGCAAUUGACAUAUUUAUAUGCACAGCGGAUCCAUACAAGGAGCCACCAUUAACUACAGUUAACACAACUUUAUCUGUUUUGGCUUAUGAUUAUCCCAUGGAGAAACUUUCUGUUUAUAUAUCAGAUGAUGGAGGAUCAAAGCUCAUUCUAUUUGCUCUUAUGGAAGCAGCUAAAUUUGCAAGGAGUUGGAUACCUUACUGUAGGGAAAAUAAGAUCGAGCAGAGGUGUCCAGAAGAGUACUUUCGGAAAAAUCAUACUAUAACUUCUCAAUUUCAGAUUAUUCAGAAUUUGUACGAGGACAUGAAGAUGAGUAUAGAAGAAGUUGUUGGGAGAGGUGAUGAGUAUCUUAAAGAGUAUAUUACCGAUCCACAGAAACAUGAAGCUUUUAGCAAAUGGACCAAGGGAUUCACUCCCAAAGAGCAUUCGGCUAUAAUCCAGGUAUUAUUGGAAAGAGACAAAGAUAAAGACGUCAAAGGUUUCUCAAUUCCAAAUCUCAUUUACGUGUCCCGGGAGAAAAGCACCACCUCACCUCAUCACUUCAAGGCUGGGGCACUUAAUGCUUUGCUCAGAGUCUCAAAAGUGAUGACAAAUGCACCAUUAAUACUGACCCUUGAUUGUGACAUGUACUCAAAUGAUCCCCAAACACCUCAGCGUGUCCUUUGUUACUUUUGCGAUCCAUCAAUUAGGUGUAAAUUAGGAUAUGUUCAGUUCCCUCAACGUUAUCAUGGGCUCAACGAGGACGAUAUGUAUGGGGGUGACAAUGUACGUACAUUUCGAGUUUCACCUUCGGGCUUGGAUGGUCUUGGUGGCCCGGAUAACUGUGGAACUGGCUGCUUUUUCAACCGCCAGGCUCUUUUUGAUAGCCCAUUAUCAUCACUUGGACACUCUGAACAUAGCCAGAUCCACAAUAUGACUAUCUCCUCUGUGUCAAUCGUAGAGCUGGCUUGUCAUGUUGCUAGCAGCAAUUACGAGCACAACACCGGUUGGGGCACCAAGAUGGGGAUCAAGUAUGGAACACUUGUAGAAGACAUAUACACAGGUUAUAUGAUGCACUGUGAUGGCUGGAAUUCCAUAUUUUGCAAUCCUGAAAGACCUGCAUUUUUAGGUGAAGUACCAAUAAAUCUAGAGGAUGCACUAAACCAGGUUAAAAGAUGGUCUUUUGGGCACCUUGAAGUGUUAUCCUGUGAAUACAGCCCAUUAACAUUUGGAACCAAAGCUCUGGGACUUUUAAGGGCUAAUUGCUACAUACACUAUGUUUUGUGGCCAAUUUGGUGCAUACCAGUCACUCUGUAUGCCUGCGUUCCACAACUUAGUCUCCUCAACAAUAUCUCCAUCUUUCCCAAGGUUUUUGAUCCAUGGUUCUUCUUGUAUGUCUUCCUUUUCUUUGGAGCCUAUGCACAUGAUUUUGUACAGUUUAUAUUGUUCAAAGGAACUGCAAAAAGGUGGUGGAACGACCAAAGAAUGUGGUACGUGAAGGCACUGUCACCAUAUCUGUUCGCCUCAAUUGAGUACCUAAUGAAAAAAUUAGGCAUCACCUCAAAAGGAUUCAACAUUACGAGCAAAGUAGCAGGGCUAGAUGAAAGAAAACUAUAUGACCAAAGUGUCUUCUCGUUUGCGAAUCCUUCACCUAUGUUUGUGCCAUUAGCAACAGUAUCAAUCAUCAAUUUGAUAGCAUUUCUAAGAGGAAUUAUGACUAUAAUCUUUAAGAUGGAAAGCUUAGACGAGUUCUUCAUCCAAGUAUUCAUUGCCGGAUUUGCAGUUGUCAAUUGCUUGCCUAUUUAUGAAGCAAUGCUACUUAGAUCUGAUCAUGGUAGGAUGCCUAAGAGGAUAGUCACUACUUCCGUUCUUCUUUCUGGGGUGCUAUGCAUAGCGUUUUCUUUAACUGUAAGCUAAAAUUCCUUUGGCAAAAUAUUUUAUCUGUAAAAAUAAUGACAACAAAUUUAUUUUUACAGCAGCAUUUUGUUUUCUAAUCAAAAAUUCACCAUGUUGGUGGGAGGUUGAUGCAAUA